GGUGCUGUACAGAGUAGGACCCUGCGGGCCGCUGCUUCUUUUGGCUUUUCUGCCAUGGGCUCGGGCCCCAUCGACCCCAAGGAGCUCCUCAAGGGCUUGGACUGCUUCCUGGGCCGCGAUGGCGAGGUCAAGAGCAUGGAGGGCAUCACCAAAAUCUUCAAUUUAAUGAAGGACUCGCAGAAGAUGGUGAGUCGCUGCAUCUACCUGAAUAUCUUGCUGCAGACGCGGGCGCAGGACAUCCUGGCUAAAUUUAUCCGGAUUGGGGGUUACAAGCUGCUCAACACAUGGCUCACCAGUUCCAAAGCCUCCAACAACGUACCCUUCCUGCAGCAGAUCCUUCUCACACUGCAGCACCUGCCCCUCACCGUCGACCACCUCAAACAGAACAAUACAGCCAAGCUGGUGAAGCAGCUCAGCAAGUCAAGCGACGAUGAAGAGCUGCGCCGCCUUGCCUCCAUCCUCGUCAGUGACUGGAUGGGUGUCAUCCGCUCCCAGAGCAGCGCCCAGCCGACUGAACGGGAUAAAAAGAAGCGGAAAGAGGAAAACAAAAGCAGGACACCUGUCCAAGAGAAAACCCAAGAAGUCAAAACUGAGAUUAAAGCCGAGGAGAUGCCAGAGAAGAAGCGGGAGAAACCCAAAUCCCUGCGCACUACCGCUCCCAGCCAUGCCAAAUUCCGCUCCACUGGGCUGGAAAUGGAGACACCUUCGUUAGCGCCCGUGAAGAAAAUGAACUCUUCUUCAACCACUGAUAAAUACAAUCUGAAACCGAUGCCCAUAAAGAGGCAAAACAUCUCCUCCCUUCCUGGAGAUGUUCCUCUUGCAGAGAAGAAAUACAAACCCCUGAACACGGCGCCCAAUGCCACCAAGGAGAUCAAAGUCAAGAUCAUCCCACCCCAGCCUAUGGAAGGACUUGGCUUCCUCGAUGCGCUCAACUCCGCUCCCAUCCCCGGCAUUAAGAUUAAGAAGAAGAAGAAGGUGUUGUCCCCCACGGCGGCCAAGCCCAGCCCCUUCGAGGGGAAGCCAGCUCCUGAAACAAGCUCCACCAAACCUUCUUCCCCGGAGCCCACUGCCUCUUCGGAGCCGAUGGAGACGGAUCGACCUGGCACGCCAGUACCGGCUGUGGAAGUGCCAGAACCGAUGGAGACUUGCUCGGCGGAGGUGAGCGGUGACACCAAAGCCAUGGAAAACGCGUCGGAAAGCAGCCAGCUCACUAAAAAAGGUCGGAAAAAGAAAACAGUGAGUUGGCCGGAGGAAAGCAAACUCCGUGAAUACUUCUACUUCGAACUGGACGAGACUGAACGAGUCAAUGUCAACAAGAUCAAGGAUUUUGGGGAAGCGGCCAAGCGGGAGAUGCUGAUGGAUCGCCAUGCCUUUGAGACGGCCAGGCGCCUCAGCCACGACGCCAUGGAGGAGAAGGUGCCCUGGGUUUAUCCCAAACUUCUCGAUCUCCCCGCUCCCCUCGUGGUGCCAGGCAGCGGCAGCCGGGAACGCUUCACUCAGGCUGAGAGAGAGAAGGGCAUCUUGCAGGAGAUUUUUCUGUCCAAGGAGAGCGUCCCCGACAGCCCUCACGAACCCGAUCCGGAAUCCUAUGAACCGCUGCCGCCCAAACUGAUCCCCUUGGACGAGGACUGCUCCACCGAGGAAGUUGUUUAUCCUGAAGGAUUGGAAGCCGGCGCUGCUUCACCUUCCCCGGAUGCCGCUGGCAGUGGUGCCAAACUCCCGCCGGUGUUGGCCAACCUGAUGGGGAGCGUGGGGGCCGGUAAAACCCCCCAGGGACCGGCGCCCACCGCCCCCAUCAACAUGCAGGAGAUCCUCACAUCCAUCAUGGGUGGGCCCAGCACCCACAAAGCGGAGGAGCUGAUGAAACAACCGGAUUAUUCGGAUAAAAUCAAACAUUUGUUGGGAAAUCUGCAGGCUCAGCCACCGGGACCGAGCGGAGUGCCCCACGGUUUGCUGGGCCCCGGCCCCAUGGCCAACGGUUUCCCACCCGGCCCCAAGGCCAUGCAGCACUUCCCGCCGGGGGGACCCAUGCCAGGACCCCACGGAGGAGGCGGGGGGGGACCCGGCCUCCCCCCAGGUCCGGGAAUUCCAGGAGGCCCCCGACUUUUAGGGCCGCCCCCCCCUCAACGCGGCAACGCCGGAGGCGAUUUUUGGGAAACGCCAGAAGGGGGGGGGAACAUCCGAGGCGGCCCCCACGGCGGCGGAGGCGAGCGGCUCUAG
Molecule: messenger RNA, 2220 nt
Organism: Haliaeetus leucocephalus (bald eagle)
Lineage: Eukaryota; Metazoa; Chordata; Aves; Accipitriformes; Accipitridae
Gene: PPP1R10
Product: protein phosphatase 1, regulatory subunit 10
Exons: 19
Coding region: 55-2220 (721 amino acids)
Cellular component (GO): nucleus
Source: RefSeq, a predicted model, not a curated record